Messenger RNA from Caenorhabditis elegans, 719 nucleotides. It is a transcript of the gene K11D12.12, whose product is annotated as C2H2-type domain-containing protein. Lineage: Eukaryota; Metazoa; Nematoda; Chromadorea; Rhabditida; Rhabditidae. The coding region runs from base 13 to 693 and encodes 226 amino acids. The transcript is spliced from 5 exons. The record is from RefSeq and is marked reviewed.
GUUCAAUUCCAGAUGGACUUGCUGCCGGGUUUUCGAGAAGAAAUUCUCAGAAAAUUUAUCGGUGAAGGUGGAAAAAUCGUAACAACGAAGCAUCUGGAACGAUUUCAACUUCUAAUCACGGCGAUUUCAAGAGAUGGAAAGCUUAUCCGAGGAGUUUUGGAUCAAAAAUCGAGAUUCAAUCGAGAAUUGAUGAAUCGUGAGAAAUACGAAACACCUUAUAUCGUCGAAUUGCCCGGAGACCAUCCAGCUGAUACAGAACAUGUUAGAUAUAGUGUUUCUUUGCCGCGCACAAAACGAGUAAUUGCACUUCGCUAUGAAAAGGAAACACCUUCAACAUCUUCUGAAACAAAAACGAAGCGAAUCCGGACGGCUGCUCAACUUUUAGGAGAUACUGAAGAUUAUUGUUGUAGGACUUGUUUCAAACGUUUCUCUCGGAAAUUCAAUUUGGAACGCCACGAGGACGGGUGUUUGCCGAAGCCAAUUCUUUUCCAAUGCCCAAUUUGUCAUCAAAAGUAUAAAAGAGCUCCAUAUUUUGCGGCUCAUAUUCGGCAACACGAAGCUGAAGAGAAACGACAACAUCGUGACGUCAAACGUCUUGCAAUUGAGCAUGGAAAUAUGGACGAAAUACGACGAAAAGCUGAAGAAUCUGUGAAUAAACUGUCGAUUCCUUAUGAAUUCGGAACUUUUUUAUAGAAUUCGAAUAAAAAUUUGGAAUAUUU